AGAGCUUAGCGUAAGCCUUUCCAAAACUCAACCUUAUAUUAAUUCAAUGCCACAACUCUACUUACGUAUGUUUUCACGUUAAGCGCAAUGGUAACUUGCUUUUCCAAUAACUUACACUUACAAAAUGGGCAAUUCUUUAACAAAUCGUACGAAAACUCCCAACGGAUCAACAUAUGCACCAUCGAUUUUGAACAAAAAUACGUGGAAACGUGAAAGAAAUCGCCAAGAAUAUGAAUUAAGAUCGAAAACUUUACCAGUACGUAGCAGUGCGCCUGCAGUAAAUUUAGAGCCAACAGCCAUAAAAUCAUUACCAAAAACAACAAAAACCGCAGCAACAUCCGCGACAGCAACAUCUGCACAAAACGCAGGCGAAACAUCGCGUGUAUUAUUUUUAUUGUAUUUAAUACAUCGUACAUGGAACGUUUUAACGGACAAUAAAAGCAAAAGCUCUCAUCACAGUCAAUCCAUGGCUAAAACAGUUAACGAUUCGGCAUAUUUUGAAUCGUCCGACUGUUCUUUGGCCGUAACAGAUCUGCAAAGUGGCGGUGGCGGUGGCGGUGGCGAUUCCAUAUCACAAUGCUGUUCGCAGUACUCAUUAUGCAGCUGCAGUUCGUGUUACAAUGAAUUGCAACAACAAAAUAUUUAUAGCUCUAUAGACGAAGAGUAUUCACAGGAUUCGAUAGGCGAAAAAGCGAAACAUUUUAAUAAAAGUGACUUAUCCUUAAUUUCCCAACGUUAUCAAAUGGCACCGAGUGUUUGUCAAAACUCACCAAAACUACCGCCACACAACGGUAACUGUAAUGGAGCGAUAUCAAGUGUCAGCAUUGUAAAUGGUGGUAGUGGCACCUUUUCAAUAACACAACAUAGCAAUUGUGGUGCAAGCAGUAUAAAUGGUUCGAUGGCAUCCUACAAGAUGUCCAGUUCAGAGAAUAGCUGGUCACAGAUAACAUUCAGUAAGGAAAAUCAACGACCACCUGUUUAUAAUCCCGAAGAUUAUGUGUUGUCUUUAAAAAAAUUCGGUAAACGUCAAAAUGGUGCAAACUCGCGUUCGAUAUAUGAUACAAAUGAUUUAAGUCCCAAUACCGGGGAAGCUCACAAAUCAACGACAUUACCACUCAAACAUUGCGAUUAUAAGAAUCCUAUUCUGUCGCCACCCGUUCAUGAGAACGAGAUGUCAUUACGCCAAUUUUCAUCUAUAACAGAUUUACUGACUAAAUUGAGAGCCGACUUAAGAGUAUCAUUUCCUAGCUUUGUGCAAGAAUUUGUGGCCACACCUUCCGAUGGCAUCAGUUUACUUUUGGAGGUCUUAAGAUCUAUACAGUUGUCACAGACUACUAAUGCUCCUAUGAAUGCGAUACCGAAUGCGAACACCAUGCCUCGUCACUCACAAAGUUAUCAAAGACGAGCUCUAUUGGAUGAAUUGGCCUGUUUACAAUGUAUAAGUAUUUGUUGUUCACGUUCUUUGGAGGCAACAGCCCGUUUAGGUAACACACCGGUGGGCUUAAUGCCUUUAGCGGCUUCAGCGACCGGCCAAGGGAUCAGGGCACGUAUUUUGGCUAUGCAACUGAUGGCAGCCGCUUGUGAUAAACAAGCUUUUGGUCAUGGCAAUCAGAAAUCAGCUCAGGCUGGUCAUACCGCCGUAUCCGAAGCUAUGUCUACUCUACGAUUGCGUUGCAGCGAACCGGUACGCUUUCGCUUAUUGAUGGGCAUGCUUAACAGCGGUGGCGGUUCAGGUGAACUACAAGCAAUGGGUAUAAGAUUUAUCAAUGCUUUUUUGGAGAGUUCAGAAAAUCUGCAGCAGCGUUUAUACUUACAGGCGGAACUCUUUCAAGCCGGCUUUGAUCCCCACAAUUUGUGCAAGACGAUUUCAUCUUCCUCCCCUUGGUUAGAUGCGUUACGCAAUGAAUUGAAACAUUUCAAUGAUAUUUAUGUUGAUAUAGACAAAAUGAUUGCUCAAGCUCGGGAGGCAGAACGUGUACGUAGUCAAAUGGUUAUAUUGGAAAGGAGAGUUCAAAUUUUACACGAAGAAAAGGCUGUCCUCACAUCCAUGGAACGUCGUUUGCAAGAACGAUGUGCCGAAUUGCAGAGGGAAAUUUUUCGCCUACAGGGCGCGCAAAAUGAAAACGGAUUUAAAUCUUUGGACAAACAAGAAGUAACCUUGCCACCUCAUAUACCACCUAGUAAGCAAGAAGCAUCCGAACAUGAAGAUGAAGGUAUUAGCAGCUCUGAUACUGGACCAUCUCUAAGUCCAGUACCCAUAUUGGUUUUACCUCAUCUAGAAAAUGAACCGGAGAAAAAUGCAAAUAAAUCAGUCUCGGCCGAUACUAUCGAGGCGGCAAUGAAGGAAUUAGAUAACGUGGUGAAUGAGGCGGAAAAACAGAUUUGCUCAAGUGAAACGAAGUUUACAUCAACGCUAUCAUGCAGCGAUACUAAAGAAAAAGAUAUUGUACCAGUAAACAUAGUGCCACAGCCGCCUCGAAAAUCUCGUUCGCUAGCUCAUCUCGUACCGCAUGAAGGUUCCGAACUGGAUGGAUCUGAAUACGGCAUGCUUCUAAUACAAAAGCAAGUCGAGCAAACACAAGAUGAAAGAGUAGCGGCUAUCAAAACAUUUUUCGAUGAGACGGAUUACGAGCUGCAAGAAAUGGAAAAAUCAUAUCAUCGUCCAUCUCUAGAGUCGCCAGAAAUGCCAGAAACAGAUUUGAAUCGUACGCAAGUCUUUGCACAUAGCAACACUCGAGAAUUGUUGGAUGUUAUAAUGAACGCCCGCCAUAGCGAAGAUGACCCCACCAUAAAAGCUUUACGUGAAAUUGCUGCUACUAGUGGCGAUAACAAUACUGAUAAAGAUCGUGAUUUAAAGAAUGGAGAGACGAAAUGUCAUAACUUUACCGAAGUCGUGUCUUCACAAACAAGAUUGGCUCAACAAUUUAAUGGCGUAUUUUUCAUGACCGGCAUGAACACGCCACAAAGAUAUCCCAAACCAGAUUUAACGGCUGCUCUUCAAGCUCGUCGUGUUACCAAGAAUGUCGAACGUUUAGAGGCAGCUUUCGCCAGUCACAAUGAAUCUUACAAUCUCGAAUGUCUAACCGUCGCUCACAAUAAUCAAUCUCGUAAGAGUUUGACACCAUCUCAGCGCGAAAAAUCACGCAGCAACCAACAAAUAUAUUUCGGUAGCAAUCCUACGUUACGUAUUGGCUCGUAUACCAGCAUUAAUCAUAAUAUUAAUAAUAGCCGACCAGACUUGCUCAAUCAAACGAAUAUUACCACACGAACAAGAUCAUAUACACAGGGAGCAAAAGUAACCGAUAUACCUUCGGGUUUAUAUUAAAAUAACUUUCCGCAGAUUUUUUGUGCAAUAAUCCAUUUCUCUAAAAUUUCAUAUAAAUUGUAACCGAAUUUUGUAGAUAAAUUAAAAAUUAGUUGUAAAUAAUCUUCGCUCACCGGAUGACCGUUAUCAGGCAAUUACAUAUGUCAAAUUGGACGAAUGGUAACGGGAAAGGUCUGGUGGAAACACAUUGGGAUAAAAUUCGUUAAGUUUAAUCAUAUUGAUUUAUUUACUUGAGUUCAACGUGAGAGCAAAUGCACGAAACGUUCAGUCAUAUUCCUCGGCUAGAGAAGCCCCCAAAGCUCGCUGAAGACAAAAUGAAGGCAUGAAUUUAUUCAAAGCGCAGAAAGAAAUUGAAGUACAUAAACAUGCAUCUUAAGUCCCUGAAGAGAUAGCUAUAUAUAUUUUUCUGUAAACUUGUAACAUUCAACUUAGCUCCCCCGCGAGAUUUAAAAGCAAUUUGUUAUUUUGUUUCAAGUUGACUCUGAUAGAAUUUUGGUCGGUAUUCUGGGCACGAAACGCCUCGAGAUACUGCUAAUUGUGAAAAGGCUUCAUUUCGUCCAUCGUCGAUCGUCCAUUUUGCAAGCCUUUGUAAUCCAAACCCAAUGUAAGCGAAUAGGUGGUACCGAUAUGGUAAAUAUCUCACUUUAUCUGAGUUUUCGGUAUUUUCAAACUGAAAUUGUCACUUCGCGAAAAAUUAAAGAAACAGAAAAUUCUUAAAGAUAUUGACGGCAACACUUUGAUCAAUCGACCCAUGAAAAACUUAUGAACUAAGGAAAUGAUUACAUUGUAAGACACGAGCUCCACUUUGAGGAUGAAAAAGUAUUAUUAAAUAAAUAAUUUUUAUUCUCUUAAAAGGGUUAAGCAAGUGAUCGCCACAAUUGGUAAUGAUAGAUUUCAAUCAAAACAAUUGCAUUAUAUCUUUCAAAACUUCCAUGGCCCAUAGUGAGAUUAACUGCACUUGAAGCAAUUGAGAAUCUACGAUUAGUAUGUCAAACAAUUUUAACCGGAUGUCGCAUUUCGGUCUUCCGGUGAUUAACGAAAAGAAUUUACAAAAUAUUUCAAUACAUUAAUAUACUUAAUUAUGCCACUAACGAAUUUCUUAAAUUAUUUUAUACUUAAAAAAAUUAAUAAUCGAAUUAAGUUUUUGUUACAAUUUUUAAAUGAUAUUAUUUAUGCUUAAAUGUUAAUAGCAAGUAGUAUUAAGUUAAAUAACCCGAAAAUGUUUUUAAUUUAAUUUAUCAAAGCGAACAUAUCCCUUAAUAAUUUCUUAAUGUCGGCUUUAUUUGAACAUUUUUUGUUUUUGUAUGAUUUGUAAUAUAUAUUAGAAUGGGAACUAUCGUGAAUCUUUUCCUCUUAACUUUUUUUGCAAUUUUUCUACCAGUCUCGCCACUUAUGGGCCAAUCAUCAGAUGAGGAAAUUGAUUAAAAUCUUGCGCAUCUUGCUUCUCCACAACCGAUGUAAUAGCAAAAACAACCGCAACUCGUACAUACGAUCUCAUUUCACUAACUCAAAAAAAUUUUUAAUUUUUUCGAAAAAUGUUGUAUGAACUUGCAAGGUUUCUCAACAUUUUCCUAAAACAUACACCUUGAAAUGCAGAAGAAGAAGGACAAAAUUAUUCAUGUAUAUAAGUGAUAUGUUAUACGGUUCACAAAAAACGCCCUCAGCUUUCACCGUUUCCACGAAAAUGAAUAUCUGAAAAAAAGAUAUGAACCAUCACCUAAAAAUAUCCUAUUUUAAAAUUUUAAUUCAAGAAGUGUUUAGUAUAAAUAUUUGCAGGUUCUGAAAAAAUGAAAAAAGCAUGCUAUCAAUCGAAUUUUAAAAUGGGCGUGAAACGCCAAUAUCAGAGAACAUGCAAAAAUGAUUACCACUAAUUGGUGGUCCACGAACUUGAUCUUGGAUUUGUAAAGAAGAAAAGUUUAGGGAAACAUUCUAAAUGAAGUUUUGAAACCACUACUUGGGAAAAACAAGCCGUUCAGAUCUUUUGCUGGUUGUAUGGACCUGGUGAUAGCUUUGAAGUCUAACUUUGAAAGAAAAACCUCCGAGUAAGCAAGCUUUUCCACAAAAAUUUUUGUGAUCGUGAUACUUCUAUAUAGACGUACAGACUUCGACCAGGAACACAUAUGAUUUUUGGAAUCUGCGAUGAACACUUUUUUGUAUUGCAAGCAUUGGGAGUAGAUAUUCUGAGUUUGUUUCCUUAUUGAGCCAUAAGAUCUAAAUAGUUUGAAAUGCUAAUACCAUUUAUAUAUACAUUAUAUCGCGCUCGUUAGGUCGAUCUAAUAAAAGCAAUUUGGUCGCAGCAGCAUUUUUACAAACAAAACCACGUCUUAUAUUUCUUCUUAAGAGCCAUGCAUUUCGAAAGUGACCAAAAUCCAUUAUCCAAAAAAAUCAAUCUAGCUAUUGUUAUAUUUACAUCUCCGCGUUAUCUUUUCAUUUUAAAGAAAGUCGCAAAUAAUUUAUUUAAAAUCGCUUAGAUUUUCUAUGGUAAAAAUUUACUGGUUAAUGAAAUGAUAAAGUAUUUGUUUUGAAAAUGACUUAAGUUGCGAUUUGAGAAUUUCAAGUGGAUGUGAAGGAUAAUAUAGAAAAGAAUUUUACGAAAUCGUUGCCUAUCAUUUAAUAUAUAAGUUUAAUAUGAGUUUCAAUGUAACUUUAGUCUUAGCAAACAAAAAAAAGAUCGCAUCGAAUAACGACGAAGAAGGCAAAAAUUUUAUUGAAGAACAUGACGCUCCAUUAGACCAAUAUUUGCCAUUCCAUAAUCCUGGUCGCUAUUUUAGUUUUCCUUUCGGCUUGCAAACAGCACUGCCUUACCCAAAAUUAACCACUUCUAUUCUAAUAUUACCAAACAGAAAUAUAACAGCAGUUUUGACAUGGUCCACUUUGAAAGUGGCUUAAGUCCAAUUACAGUCAUCAAAAUCAUAUGGUUUUAUAAAUAAUGCUAAUUAUUAUGCUAAUUGGACUGAUAAAUUGUACGUCGUGAGAAACUCAAAAGCUUUAUUAUUGAUAAAGGGAAUUUGUUAAAACCCAAAGCUUUAGAUAUGUCGGUUUUAACGCAAACGAACUUAAGCUGCUUCCAAAAUAACCCGUUUAUAUAUUUUUAACUUACUAUUAUUUUUUUUUAAUAUUUCAUAUAUGACAAAAUUAUUUCACACAGUUGCAGACAUUUGCGUUUAGUUUCUAUUGUCUUCGGUUUAUGCAGGUUGGAUUCGGUUAGCGAAAUUUUAAAUUUAUUUAUAAAAUUCUUCAAAUCUUUUUUGUUGUUUUAUU
Messenger RNA from Glossina fuscipes, 6586 nucleotides. RefSeq lists its product as uncharacterized. NCBI's taxonomy places the organism in Eukaryota, Metazoa, Arthropoda, Insecta, Diptera, Glossinidae. Gene Ontology annotation, biological process: regulation of cell shape; cortical actin cytoskeleton organization; cell migration. Gene Ontology annotation, molecular function: actin filament binding; small GTPase binding. The record is from RefSeq and is a predicted model, not a curated record. Gene Ontology annotation, cellular component: cytosol. The transcript has 10 exons. The coding region runs from base 125 to 3325 and encodes 1066 amino acids.